Messenger RNA from Drosophila takahashii, 1695 nucleotides. RefSeq names its product ring-infected erythrocyte surface antigen. NCBI's taxonomy places the organism in Eukaryota, Metazoa, Arthropoda, Insecta, Diptera, Drosophilidae. The record is from RefSeq and is a predicted model, not a curated record.
UUCAGUUAGUUGACCUGUCUCAGUUAGGCGAACACACUUACGCUAGGGAACAUUUUGACCGGCGAAAUAAGGAAAACUUACAUAACGAAAUCAUUGAAAACACACAGAGCAGUGAAACUAGUUGACUAGUUAACCGGGUAAAAUUCAGUCAGUCUUGCUUGAAAUUUGUUAAGGGUAACAACGAUGGCCAGCUGCGAUGUGCAAGCAACUCGCUCCCAGGACGAGUUGAAGAAGACUGAGAACACGAAGAAUGUGAAAAAUUCCGAAGAUUUGGGGGCAUUAAAUUUUAAAUCAAGCGUCGAAAUGGACGCGGAACCAACCGCCUCCUCUGAGAGCGAUCUGCGACCCUCACGCAGUUCGGUGACGAAGAUGACCACCAAAAUUCCGGCUCCCAUUUUUCUGGGUCCCAGUGGCAGUCUUCAUCAGAUUAGCAGUCGCCGCCUGUACAGCUCGGUGGUACGCAACUCGGUCGAUGAUCAUCAAAUGACAGAUGACUCGGGCAUCCAACUGGAGUCUUCGAUGACGGAACUGGCCGACACAACGCUAACGGUCAGACCCAGUCCCAUACUGCAAACGAUUCUCGACAGGAUUCCGGGAACCAGCAGCGAAAUGGAACUUCGACGGGCUGAGGAGCAAACACUCAAGGAACUUCAACGAGUCGUCGCCGAAAUGGAGGCCGAAGUGGCCCUAGAUGACCUGGAUAUGCAGGAUGUGCAGUUCGAAACUGAGGAAUCAAGGCCAAAUGAAGACCAAGGGAUCGAAAAUAAGACUGAGAACUCUGGACUAAAUGUGGGACAGCUCUCUGUAAAUAAAACGCAGCAGAAACUGCCCGACGAUCCUGAAAAAGUUCUGAGUAAUGAAGAAUUGCCAGUGGUUAAUCAACAGGCAAAGCAAGAAAAAUGUGCAGAUAUUGAGGAACAAAUGGAGGAUCCUGAAAAAGUUCUGAGUAAUGAAGAAUUGCCAGUGGCAGAUAUUGAGGAACAAAUGGACAAGGAAGUGGAACUCUUUGAGAAACUGGCUGAAGAGCCAGCUGAAGAAUCCACACAGAUGGUUCUCCAAGAACCCAUCGAGGAACCCCAGAAGUCUGUACCCGAAACGCUAAUGGAAGAACUUGAAAUGGCGAUAAGUGGGGGUGGCGAAACCGCAGAGGAUCGAUUUCUCAGGAACCAAUUCGAAAGAAGCCCCGAAACAAUGGGCCUAAAAUUUCAGCAACCAACGGAUGAGAACCAAUCCAACAUUUCGGACUCGGGACUGACUGCCCGACCAUCGGUGGAUGGAUCGGUGGAGAGCGAUCGCCGGAUGGUUCCCUUGGAAGAACUGUUCGAUCCGGAACACAAUGUGGAGCUACUGCGUCAGCUUUUGCAGUCGGGAGCCGAAGAAAACACCACCACAGAGGCAGAGCCAGUUGUGAACGAGACUGAAAUGGUGGAGGAUAUAGAAGCGGAGGUGGAAAUGGAAGCGGAACCGGAAGCGGAAACCGAGAUCGAGGAGGAAAUGGAUUCCGGCAAAAAGCAGACUGCUAGCAAAUCGUUCAGCUUCUUUCGGAGACUCAUCGGUCGCAAACUUCUGCAGCUCAGCUAUCCCAUACUAUUCUGCAGCUUGGCUUUCAGUCUGAUUUACCUGUCGCGCAAGGAGUAGGCUACCGUUCUAAGCAAAUGAAAAUUAGAUUAUAUAUACAAAAGCAGAAACAAAAGA